CGACUGUCGCGACUGCGGCCGGCGUCUCUCUCCCACGCCCGCCCGCGCCAUGUCGACGAUAACGCAGAACGCGUCCCAGAGCUCGUACCCCCCGAUCCUGCCCCGCGACUUCAACGCGAACCAGCCCCAGACGAUCCGGCUGUACCCGCUCAGCAACUACACGUUCGGCACCAAGGAUGGCCAGCCCGAGGAGGACCCGUCGGUGCUGGCGCGCCUGAAGCGCCUCGAGGAGCACUACGCCGCCCACGGCAUGCGGCGCACCUCGGAGGCCAUCCUGGUGUGCCACGAGCACAACCACCCGCACAUUCUGAUGCUGCAGAUUGCCAAUGCCUUCUUCAAGCUCCCCGGCGACUACCUGCGCGCCGACGACGACGAGAUCGAGGGCUUCAAGGCCCGCCUCAACGAGCGCCUGGCGCCUGUUGGCACGCAGUUCACCGGCGAGGGCGUCAACGACGAGUGGCAGGUCGGCGACACCCUGGCCCAGUGGUGGCGGCCCAACUUUGAGACCUUCAUGUACCCCUUCAUCCCGGCCCACGUCACCCGCCCCAAGGAGUGCAAGAAGCUGUACUUUAUCCAGCUGCCGCGCAGCAAGGUCCUCAGCGUGCCCAAGAACAUGAAGCUCCUCGCCGUGCCCCUCUUUGAGCUCUACGACAACACCGCCCGCUACGGGCCCCAGCUCUCCGCCAUCCCCCACCUGCUGUCGCGCUACAACUUUGAGUUUGUCGACGAGCACGGCAACGUCGCCGCCACCACCCCGGGCCAAGGGCCGCCCGAGGUUGAGCUGAGGACGAGGGUCCUGGCUGGAGGUGAGGAUGUGAAUAUGCAGCACAAUGGCGAUGAGGCGAGUGAUGUGACUGUUUCGUAGGGACUCGUCUAGUGCAUGGUCUGGUCAUGUAUGUAUUAUGAAUGGAUUGAAUGUACAGGUAUGAAUGUGAGU
Molecule: messenger RNA, 937 nt
Organism: Didymella exigua CBS 183.55
Lineage: Eukaryota; Fungi; Ascomycota; Dothideomycetes; Pleosporales; Didymellaceae
Product: cleavage and polyadenylation specificity factor, 25 kDa subunit
Exons: 4
Coding region: 50-865 (271 amino acids)
Cellular component (GO): mRNA cleavage factor complex
Molecular function (GO): mRNA binding
Source: RefSeq, a predicted model, not a curated record